UUUGAGUUUGACAGUUGACAUUUUGUUUGCAAUUUUUUUGGGACUUUCGAUCGAAUUUAUCGAAUCUUAGAAUGUUAAAUAAUUACUUUUGCUCAAAAUAUCGGCUUCAUAGUUGACUAUAUUUGAAAUAAAAUGUGUUCUAAUGGAUUUCAAGUGUACAGUGAUUAAGAUAUCGUGCUCUAUGUAGAGUUUCGUAGAAAUGCGCAAGAAGCCAUACAUACAUCGUCACGUACCGUGCUAAUUUACCGUACAGUGGCAUGAAGUGCUAAUUUUAGUGUCCAAUCUUUAAAAUAAAUCAAAAUAGUGCUGAAUUAGUGUUAUUCUAGUGUUCCAAUUUACUGUAACAAAUUAUAGUUUCAAAUAAAAGCUUUAUCAGUUCAUAAUCAUACCUGUUUAGCCUAUUUUCUAAAAAAUUAAAUGAAAGGCACAGACCGCCGAGUGCAGGCUUUCUAAUAAGUAAAUAUGAAAUAAUUCCAAUAAUUUUAAUUCACUAAUAAAUAAGAAAAAUAUUUAUUUGAAAAUUAGUAAAAGCAAUUUUCGACCAUGUCUCUUGAAAUACAAAUAAAAAAGGAGCCUGUAGAUCCAGGAGAUACAGAAAACAGUGAGGAUCCAAACUCAAAUCUAGAACAGCCUGGAUCUACCAUCAAUCCAGAGUUUAUAAAUAAUUUUGUUGGAAUAAAACAAGAGGUUCCAGAAGUAGAAAUAAAAUUGGAGCCCCUUGAUCAGUGUGAUGAUGAUGAUGAUGUUGAUCUUAAAGAUGAUGUGGAUCCGGAGAGGGUGAUGAUGAAGUUGGAGCAUGAAAUGUAUGUUAGCAAUGAACCAUUGAAACUAAGUACUCCAAAACCGCCAAAACCGGCGAAACAGUACAAGAAAAAAGAUUCAGACGAUUCCGAUGAAGAUUAUUUGCCACACAUGAAAACUGUUAAGAGAGGUACCAAGAAAUUCAACAAACCUCAACCCAAUAUCAAAAGUUUGUUCAAAAGUCGACCAAAAUCUAACGACGAACAAACAUACUCUGAGGAGAUAACCAGCCAGAUAGACAUAGUGACCAUAGACGAGGAGGCACGUAAGAACGAGCAUAGUAUAGCUCUCAGCGCGCGCAAGCACAUGAACUACGUCUGCGAACACUGCGCCGUGGGCUUCGUCAUCGAGGAGGCGUACUCCAUGCAUCUGAAGAUACACGCCAAGGAAGCUGGUGAGCACGAGUGCGACAUUUGCACGGUGCGUCUGAAGACAACAGACAUGCUGUACCAGCACAAGCUGCGCCACUACCGACGCUACCGGUGCUCCAUAUGCGAGUUGCAGCAGCGGGACAAGGACACUGUUGCGGCACAUAUAAUGAGAGAGCACAUGGGCAUCGCGUUUGUAUGUCAGCACUGUGGGAGGGAUUUCAAGCGGCCGCAGUACCUCAGCCGACACGUCAAGCAGAUGCACACCAAGCCGCUGCACCUGGAGUGUCCCGUGUGCCAGCGCGUGUUCCACGAGCGCGGCUGGUACCGCUGUCACGUCAGGACGCACAACGAGCAAGUGCGCAACGGCAUCACGCGCAAGGUGGUGUGCUCGCACUGCGGGCGCCAGUUCCGCAACAAGCAGUACCUCAUCCGCCACCUGUCGGUGCACGAGGACCGCAACCCGCGCACGUGCGAGUUCUGCACGCGCACCUUCAAGAACGGCGAGGUGCUGCGCGUGCACCAGCGGCAGCACCACGGCGACAACCCUGUGCGGGAAUACGCAGCAAAUGAACAAAGAUUACUUAGGUACGGUGCAGACACGACGUGCAUAGUGUGCGCGCGCAUCCUGACCACGCCCGCCAUGCUGGCGCGACACAUGCAGCGCAUGCACACCGAGAGGAUCAAAAAGUUCCAGUGCGACUACUGCCAGCGGCUCUACUUCUCGAAGGCGGAGGUGCGCUCGCACAUCGAGUGGUCGCACCUGAAGUGGCGGCGCCACGCGUGCGCGUGCGGGCGCGUGUUCCGCUCGCCGGCGCUGCUGCGCGACCACGCGCUCGCGCGCCACCUCAACGUGCGCCAGCCGCGCGACAAGGCGUGCACCGUCUGCGGGAAGAUGUUUGCGAACCAGCAGGUCCUGACCCGCCACAUAAAGGGCCACUCGGGCGAGACCUACCCGUGUACGGAAUGCGGGCAGAAGUUCAAAACGCAGUCCUACGUCAAAGUGCACUACAAGAUAAAGCAUCUCAACAUGACACGAGCGCAAGUCAAAGCGGAGACGAAAAGGAAACUCAUCAUGGUGCACAGUGAAGAAGCGAUGAAUGCCAAGAUCAAGGUCAAUAAGAAAUCCAAAAUGGCCGCUACCGAGGAUCCGCUGAAUUUGGACAAUUUUGAAAAUGAUGAACCGGCUGUGGUGAAGAAAGAGGUGUUGGACGCUCCGGUGCCGCUGUUUGAAACGUUUGUGGAUAUACAGCGGGAGUGUUGAAGGAAUGUAUUGCUAAUGUUAUAAGUUAGUAGCAAUUCUAAAAACUUUGCAAUGAGUUGCAAAAACAACAAGUCCUCUAGAUGACCAUAGAUGCGCCGCCAUAGAGACAAGAUAAAGACAUCGCAAUCGGAUAUAUCAAUGUUGUCUUAUUGGCGCUGUCGAGUGGAUUAAAAACGAUCAUGCGCUUUUCAUGAUGACUUUCCGUAAAGUAAUUGAUUGUUUAAAUUAAAAAUUCCAAAUUUUUUAAAAAUAACAUACCAGACAUUGAACAUCGGCCCCAGGGACCCAGGGUCAUACUUUUAUACCCUCGUAUAAAAGUAUAUGGAGAUGAUAAUAUACUCAGAGGCACAAUUACCCGCUCUCUUUAAUAUGACGCGAGUAUAUUACAGUGGGCGGAUAAUUGUGCAUCUGAGUAUAUUACGAAAUAUAAAUAAUUUUCCUGUUACCAACUUAAGCUUAACAAACAAGCAAACGAACAAACAAACCUACCACAAGUCUUCAAAAAAUGUUGUAUUACUUAGGCUGUAUGGUCAUCAAUCUUUGCCUAUCUCCGUUGGGCAAAAUAAAGAUGAAUUAAAAAUAUCAUAAAAUGUUGUAGCAAUUUUUUUUAAUAGAAUUAUGUAAUUUAUUAAAGAGUAACUAAAGUAAAGUUUAUCAAGUUUUUUUAGAUAUAAGUAAAUCGCCUGAUAAGCCAUGGAGGGGGGCAUAAUUCCCCUUUAAAAAAAUUGAUUGAUGUAUAUGAAAUUGAAUGUUAGAAUUGUGAUUGGCUUUAUGGUCAUAGAGGAUACAUCUUUAGGAUUUUAAGACUAAAGCAAUAAAUAUUCACAAAAUAAAUAAGGUGGUCGUUAGCUUUUUGAUACUUUUGUUGAUAAUUACGAAUACAAAACUUAAACCGAAAUCCCAUAUGUACCCAACGGUGGUAUAUUAUCUAUAUUAUUAAAAAAAUAAAUAUCACGUUUGUCAAACGGUGAAGGAAAACAUCGCGAGGAAACCUGCAUAGCAGUGUGUGAAGUCUGCCAAUCCGCAUUGGGCCAGCGUGGUGGCCUAUUGGCCUAACCCCUCUCAUUCUGAGAGGAGACUCGAGCUCAGCAGUGGCACUAAUUGUGCCACUUGGUAAUCAAAUAAGCCGUUAAAUUAAUAAAAUAAUAAAAUUAAAGGUAUUUUACAUUAGCAAUGCAUUGGUUUUUUUGAUGACCUGUAACUUUUACUGCCAUAGAAAAAAAUAAAUGAAAUUAAGUGGGAAUUAUGGUAAUAAUUUACAGUGGAAUUCAUAAUGUUGUAGGGGCACCCCCAGGGCAUCGUUCUCCCACUGAAUGUCAAGUUCUCAAACAAAUGGAGGUUAAAAUCGAUACUCAGCGGCUGAAUGGUCCCCUGGAGGUACCCCAGUAUUAAAAUUAAAAUUCUACGAGUUUUCACAAAUCGGGUCGAUUAUGUCCUGUCGUUUCAUUAUUUUAUUUAUUGUGAUCAUAUUAUGUAUUAUUAUUUAAAUGUAUUAGAAAAUAUGAAAAUAUAUAAAUUUUGCAACAAGUAAAGUUGGGAAUAGAUUUUUUUAUAUUAUGAUUUCACUUGGAGUUAAUUGUAGUGUAUCGUAAAUAAAUUAUUUUUUAUGUAUCAUGAA
Messenger RNA from Bicyclus anynana (squinting bush brown), 4051 nucleotides. RefSeq names its product zinc finger protein 530. NCBI's taxonomy places the organism in Eukaryota, Metazoa, Arthropoda, Insecta, Lepidoptera, Nymphalidae. Gene Ontology annotation, biological process: regulation of transcription by RNA polymerase II. The coding region runs from base 544 to 2433 and encodes 629 amino acids. The record is from RefSeq and is a predicted model, not a curated record. Gene Ontology annotation, molecular function: DNA-binding transcription factor activity; RNA polymerase II cis-regulatory region sequence-specific DNA binding. The transcript is spliced from 13 exons.